AUGUGCCGCCUGCUCUGGCUUCUGCUCUUCCCGUUUGCGGUGACCGCAAUGCGGUCUUCCGGCGACGCAAAGACCAUGAUGGGGACCUGCUGCUGCUUCCUACCCCACACGGGCGAGUUCAGAGAGUUUGGAUACGACAAAGCAGAUCCUUACUGGCACUUCGAUGGUUUGCAUCAGGAACGGUGCCCUGCGCAGCCUGACACUUCAAAGAAGGCCCUCUCGCCACGUGGAUGCCGAGGUCGUAAUCUCUACCGUCUACAUCAACCCGACGCCAAAGGCCAUGCAAGAGGCGACUUGCCAAUCCCUUGCAAAGGGGAGAAGGUGCCUCAUCCGGAUGACAUGUUUUGUGAGAACUACUUGGUCUUCUCGUGCGGCAGCCUCACGAUCAACAUCCCAGAGGAGUGGAAGAAUUGCUACCGAAACACCACCGAUCUCGGUCACAACAAGAUCGACCCUUCUUGCCCACAGUGCAGACAGAGAUUUCCAGACUUGUACAAAGACGGAUGUGCCAGGUGA
Messenger RNA from Symbiodinium necroappetens, 516 nucleotides. NCBI's taxonomy places the organism in Eukaryota, Dinophyceae, Suessiales, Symbiodiniaceae. The record is from the annotation of a GenBank genome assembly.